Lycium ferocissimum is the source of this 2443-nucleotide messenger RNA. Its product is annotated as protein WVD2-like 7. The coding region runs from base 81 to 2189 and encodes 702 amino acids. NCBI's taxonomy places the organism in Eukaryota, Viridiplantae, Streptophyta, Magnoliopsida, Solanales, Solanaceae. The transcript is spliced from 12 exons. The record is from RefSeq and is a predicted model, not a curated record.
AAAACACCUUCUUUAGGUUUCAAGAAAUAGUUAAAACUAGUUGAAAAAGAGGGUUGUUUUAGUUUUAGAGGCUAAAGGAAAUGGGUGAAUCUUGCUUGGUACGAUCCUUUUCUCAACCUUCUCAAGAACGUACUGAGGGAGACCCUUUACGUGCAUUAACAACCUCAGUGUCAUUUGGAAGAUUUAUGUCUGAAUCUCUGGACUGGGAGAAGUGGUCCUCAUUUACUCACAAUCGGUAUCUUGAGGAAGUUGAGAAGUAUGCAAAGCCUGGUUCAGUUGCUGAGAAGAAAGCUUACUUCGAGGCUCAACAUAAAAGAGCAGCUGCUAAAAAAGCUGCCUUGUUGCUAGAGCAGCAAAAUGCAGCAGUUGAUAAGUCAUCUGAUCCGAACUUGACAAAUCAAAACAAUGAUCAUUCCACAGUGAACUCUGAAUUGACGGGGACUAACAGUUAUGUGGGUAUUGAAGAAACACAACGAGAAGAGGAAGAGUUGAAAAUUGAUGAUUCUCAAAGGGAAUCCAAGUCCACUGAGAAUGGCCAUUUGAAUGUGACAAAUCCAAACCUUGAUAACUGCACAAUGCGCUCUGAGUUGCCAGAGAAUAGCAGUGAUAUGGGUAUUGAAGAAGUGCAGGGAAGUGAGGAGGAUAACACAACUACCUUUGGCUGUUAUCCUGCUCAUGAAGAAAUUAACUUGGAAAUUGCUGAGACUGAAAACUCUACCGAACAAUCUUAUCCAGUAGAGAAUGAAGUCAAGUCAUUGGAUCAGCCGGAAAAUGCUGUUGUAGAGGCAAGUGAUAAUAUAGCACAACUAAAGGAGAAGACACAAACAAAGAAUGCUGCUAUGGCGGGAGAAUCAAUGCUGUCAAUGAAGAAGAAGCCGAAGAAACCAUUAUCCUUAACGACUAGUGUAGCAAAUAAGAAUGAAUCAUCAAGGUUCAAAUCUCAUGUCAAACCGGCGACAGCUCUGCAACCUGUAGUGACUGAUAAAUUUGCUCCAACUAGUGGAAAGAAUGGAAAAGUUUUGAUUGACAAAAAGCGACCAAAUCCAAAAUCUCGUCACAUGUCAAUCAAGUUUUCUUCUCACAGAGAGGAAAAAAAGAAAAGAUUGUCUCCGAUUCUUGAAAAGAUAGUGAAUUCAAGAAUUGUAAGAUCUAUCACCAAAACAACUAGAGACAGCAAAGUUCAACAGACUUCAACUCUGGCAUCGGUAAGUGGGCUAUCAAAGCGUCCUUCUGAAACCCCUCAACGAGAAAUUAGAAGGGCUAGAACUGACCAAUCAUGCUGUAGAAGCAGAAAAGAAGAGGGUGAAUCGCUAUCACACUCAGGAAACCUCAAAUCAAUAAACAAGCAUGGAAACGUAGCAUGUUCCCCUACUGUAUUUUCUCCUUUCAGCUUAAGGAGUGAAGAAAGAGCAGCAAAGAGAAGAGAGUUUUUUCAGAAGCUAGAGCAAAAGCUGAACACAAAGGAGGCAGAAAAAGAGCAGCGACAAGCCAAACCAAAGGAGAAAGCCACCAGUAGUUGUAAAGUGCUUAUAUCAAGAGCUAAAUCAAAUCCAAGCAUUCAUCAUGAAAGUGAAUCAUCUAGUGAUCAAAUGAAGAAGGAGAAAGCGACUAGUAGUUCUAAAGUGCUUACACCAAGAGCUAAACCAGAUACAAGCAUUCAUCAGGAAAGAGAAUCAUCAAGUAUUCAGAUGAAGAAGGAGAAAGCCACGGGUAGUUCUAAAGUUGUUACAUCAAGAGCUAAACCAAAUGCAAGCAUUCAUCAAUCAAGAGCUGAACCAAAUGCAAGCAUUCAUCGUGAACGAGAAUCAUCAAGUAAUCAAAUGAAGAAGGAGAAAGCCACGGAUAGUUCUAAAGUGGUUACAUCAAGAGCUAAACCAAAUGGAAGCAUUCAUCAAUCAAGAACUGAACCAAAUGCAAGUGUUCAUCGUGAAAGAGAAUCAUCAAGUAAUCAAUUGAAGAAGAUGCAUUGUUCACCUAAAUUCAGUAGGAAGCCAGUGUCAGAAAUCCAAGACAACAAACAGCGACAACCUUGGAGGCUUUCAGGGCUUUCAGGGAAGCCUGAGGGAUCGAAAGAUGUUAAAAGGGAAAACAGCCUUUCAAACCAUUUCCCAGUGGAAGGUAGAUCCGACAACCCCAAAUAUAUCUGUGAGAGUACGCGGGAAAAUGCUUCUCCAAAUAUCCAAGUUUAAGACGGCUGCUGAUCCAUACAGAGCGUUUUCCAAACACUUGAUAAAUUGCUGCUGCUUUUCAAUUUUGAAGUUCGGGGGACUGCAAAUGGGUGCAUACAUCACUUAUAGGCUGUUUAAGACAUUGCUCCAAAUGUCUAAUACAGUAGGGUAUCAAUUUUGUAUUUCCAUUCGAGUGGUGAAAUUCUGCAUGUUCCAUUUUUCAAUAUUCCUAAUGACGCAACAACCGAAUGUAAAUAAAAUAUGAGCUUUUGGUC